AUGGCCUCGCAAACCGCAGUCUCAGCGCGCAGCGCCUACCGACAGAUCCUCCGUGCCACCCGUAUUGCUUUCCAAGACGACUUCCGUGUCCUGGUCGCUGCUCGCCAGGAAGCCCGUCGCCAGUUUGACGAACACCGCCGCGAGGGGAUUGACACGCCAAUGCAGAUUAAUCAUGCGAAAGAGGUGGCCACCAUUCUACGACACAACAUUGUACAGGGCGUAAGGGAUAGUAAAGACGAGAAUGCCAAAUGGGAGCUCCGCAUUCACGACGAUAUCGAGCGUGGAGACAAUGACUCAAUCAGGGUUGCUGGGAAGAAGGUCAAGGUUGAUAAGCCGUGCUCCGCAUGA
Molecule: messenger RNA, 348 nt
Organism: Aspergillus udagawae
Lineage: Eukaryota; Fungi; Ascomycota; Eurotiomycetes; Eurotiales; Aspergillaceae
Product: LYR motif-containing protein
Exons: 3
Coding region: 1-348 (115 amino acids)
Biological process (GO): mitochondrial respiratory chain complex III assembly
Source: RefSeq, a predicted model, not a curated record